Lycium ferocissimum is the source of this 390-nucleotide messenger RNA. RefSeq names its product protein PELPK1-like. The record is from RefSeq and is a predicted model, not a curated record. The transcript has a single exon. NCBI's taxonomy places the organism in Eukaryota, Viridiplantae, Streptophyta, Magnoliopsida, Solanales, Solanaceae. The coding region runs from base 1 to 390 and encodes 129 amino acids.
AUGGCUGCCUCUAACAAUUGCUCAAUCCUCUUCGUUAUCGUAGCAUUAUUGUCCUUUUCAAGUAUAUCAACAAGUCGUGCUGCUCGUAGCCUAAUGCAACUUCCAAACUUGCCAAAAAUCCCCUCAUUGCCUCAACCAACAAUGCCACAGUUGCCUACUAUUCCCAACUUACCAACAGCAGCAACAUUGCCACCAUUGCCAAGUGCAGUAUCUUUGCCAACACUUCCUACCGCUAAUUCGCCAUUGCCAUCUUUGCCUACAUUGCCUUCUAUACCAAAGAUGACUCUGCCACCAGUGCCUGCUAAUAUUCCACUGCCCAAAAUGCCAUCAUUUCCUAACAUUCCCACAAUUCCAAACAUGCCUACACUUUCACCACCUCCAUCCAACUAA